This is a messenger RNA of Vitis vinifera (wine grape), 1269 nucleotides long. RefSeq lists its product as uncharacterized. The annotation marks the transcript as partial. The transcript has 2 exons. Lineage: Eukaryota; Viridiplantae; Streptophyta; Magnoliopsida; Vitales; Vitaceae. The record is from RefSeq and is a predicted model, not a curated record.
GCUGAAGUGCUUAAGCUACUUCAGGCCGGUAUUAUCUAUCCCAUAUCAGAUAACCCAUGGGUGAGUCCUACGCAUGUCGUACCAAAGAAAUCAUAGAUCAUAGUGGUGCAAAAUGAUAAGGGAGAGGAAGUUUCUACACACCUCACUUCAAGUUGGAAAGUGUGUAUUGAUUAUAGAAAGUUGAAUGCUGUAACAAGGAAGGACCACUUCCCGUUACUGUUUAUUGAUUAAGUAUUUGAGAGGGUCUCAAGCCAUCCAUUCUACUAUUUCUUGGAUGGCUACUCCGGGUAUUUUCAAAUAGAAAUUGCUAUUGAAGACCAGGAGAAGACCACUUUCACUUGUCCAUUUGGAACUUAAGCAUACAGAAGAAUGGCUUUCGACUUAUGCAAUGCACCAACAACAUUCCAAAGAUGCAUGUUAAGCAUUUUCAGUGAUAUGGUGGAGCGUAUUAUGGAAGUCUUUAUGGACAAUAUCAACGUAUAUGGAAGUGCGUUUGACGAAUGCUUAGUUAACUUGGAAGCUAUGCUGAACAGAUGCAUUGAGAAAGACUUGGUGCUUAACUGGGAGAAAUGUUAUUUCAUGGUACCCCAAGGGAUUGUUCUUGGGCAUAUUAUCUCUAGCCAAGGCAUUGAAGUGGAUAAAGCAAAAGUUGAACUGAUUGUCAAGUUGCCAUCGCCAACAACUGUCAAAGGAGUAAGGCAAUUUCUUGGCCGCAUUGGGUUCUAUAAGAGGUUUAUCAAAGAUUUCUCUAAACUUGCAAGACCUCUUUGUGAAUUAUUGGUAAAGGAUGAUAAAUUUAUAUGGGAUGAUCGAUGUCAACAGAGUUUUGAAGAAUUGAAGUUAUUACUGACAACCGCUCUAAUAGUGAGAGCUCUUAACUGGCAAUUACCCUUGGAAGUGAUGUGCGAUGCUAGUGACUUUGCUAUAGGAGCUGCCCCGACUGUUCCGUCUUCUAAGGGCGGGGUACCCUUUAGUCCUCCUCAACGCCAAUAUUUGACAUGGCGACCACUGACUUCUCCGCCACCCGAGCCAUCAGUACACCGCAUUACACCAAAGAGAGCCAGGACCUCAGGCCCUAGAGAGACGUCGAGACAGUCACGGCCUCAACCUCAGGCCCCAGCGGGUUCUCAGCAUCCUUCCGACAUUGCUCCGGAAGCCAUCAUCAAGAGGCCUAUGGUUACCGUGCCGCCCAUUGAGGGCAAUUCAGAUUGUAGAGCCAAGCCAUUUCAUUUUGAGCUCUAUUUCGACAUUGAAGCUAUGCGACAGUAG